Cebus imitator (Panamanian white-faced capuchin) is the source of this 1644-nucleotide messenger RNA. RefSeq names its product glycine-N-acyltransferase like 2 (gene GLYATL2). The record is from RefSeq and is a predicted model, not a curated record. Gene Ontology annotation, cellular component: mitochondrion. Bases 391 to 1284 code for a protein of 297 amino acids. The transcript has 6 exons. Lineage: Eukaryota; Metazoa; Chordata; Mammalia; Primates; Cebidae. Gene Ontology annotation, molecular function: glycine N-acyltransferase activity.
AACUGACUUAAUAUGUUCUAGAAUAGCCAUUCAGCUGUAAGUGGUUAUGUAUAAAUCCAAGGUUUCUGGUGUACAACUUCUUAUCAUUGUAGAAGACACUCAAUGCAGAACACAUUCUCAGUCCUCCUCUGGACCACAAAACCCCUGACUUCCUGUCAAUGGACAGAACGUCUGGUUUGGUCUACAGGAACCCAUAACUUCUUGAAGCUUUAUGCUAAGGAGUGACAACAUGAGUCAGUUGAAGUUUAGUGUGUCUGAGUCCACAGAGUGUUAGCUACAGAAACCUUUCCCUUGACAUACUGAGAAAGUGCAGCAGGUGGUGUGCCUACAGGUCUACGAAGAAACUUCAGAGCAUCUUGUUGAGAAAAGGAAGCUGAAGUGCUAUAUAAGAUGUUUGUGCUUCAAAACUCUCUGAUUCUGGAGAUUCUGUAUAAAUCCUUGAAAAAGAACAUCCCUGAAUCUACAAAGGUAUAUGGUGCCCUUUUUAACAUAAAACAUAAAAACCCAUUCAAAAUGGAGGUACUGGUAGAUGCCUGGCCAGAUUACCAGAUGGUCAUUACUCGGCCUCAGAAACAGGAGAUGAAAGAUGACCAGGAUCAUUAUACCAACACUUAUCAGAUCUUCACCAAAGCUACUGACAAGUUGGAGGAGGUCUUGUCCUGCUCCCAGGUUAUCAAUUGGGAGCAAACUUUCCAGAUUCAAGGUUGCCAGGAGGGCCUGGAUGAAGCAGUAAGAAAGGUUGCAACUUCAAAAUCAGUGCAGGUAGAUUACAUGAAAAACAUGCUCCUCAUGCCAGAGUUAUCAAAGAAACACAAAACUUCAAGUAAUUACAAUAUGGAGUUAUUUGAAAUGCAUAAAGUGGAUGACAAUAACAAGAAAGGAAACUUUUCAAACAUGUUCUUAGACACUUCACAUGCAGGUCUUAUAAAUGAACACUGGGCCUAUGGGAAAAAUGAGAGAAGCUUGAAAUAUAUUGAACGCUGCCUCCAGGAUUUUCUAGGAUUUGGUGUGCUAGGUCCAGAGGGGGAGCUUGUCUCUUGGGUUGUGAUGGAACAGUCCUGUGAGCUGAGAAUGGGUUAUACUAUCCCCAAAUACAGAAGCCAAGGGAAGAUGUCACAAGUUUUUCAUUAUCUUGAAAAGUAUCUUUCUCAGAAAGAAAUCCCGUUUUAUGCCCAUAGGGCAGGUUAUAAAGAGAAACACUUAAAGAUACUGAAAAAUGUUGAUUUUAAGAUUUGUCCUUGUGGCUGGCAUCAGUGGAAAUGCACCCCCAAGAAAUAUUGUUGAUUAGACCCAUUGUUCAUUUCAAAUCUUUCUUAUCAGUAGAAAAACAUUUAAGUCAAACACAAACAUUGUGAUCUACAUUAGCAUAAAAGGCAUCUGGUUAUCCAGUAUCUGUGUGUUACUUAAGCUCAUCUUAACAUUUUUACCCUCCUCCUCUUCUGUAUUCUUACAGAAAAUUAGAAGCUCAAUCCUUUGGUCUCAUAAUUUCCUUUAUGAUAACAGACAUCUCAGAAUUAAAAUCACCCAAUGCCAAUCAUUAGUGCCAAGAUAUCUCUUUAAAGGCAACAAUUUCUUAAAUGAAGACAAAUUAUUUCAUAAAAAACCACUUUUAUGAUUUUAUUUUUAAAAUAAAAAGUCUUCUUU